AUGCAGACUGACAAUCCCACAUUCACUCCUGUACGACAAUACUGCUUUUCAAUCUACGAGCAACCUGCCAUGAUACCUCAAUCCGCCUUGAGAAGGUCGCUCAUCAGCCCAAUUGGUCGCAUCUCCCCCUCGGUUACUCACUGCUUUUCAACGACUGCGGUACCCAACGAACGUGCCUCGGCCGUUGCAAACAAUCCGCCGGCUCGCCCCCAUGGCAUCGAUCCACGAUGGCUCACUACGAUGAAGCGUCGAGUGGGAAAAUGCAUAAGCUUUGGGCUCAAACCAGCGCAGAUCAAGCCCGCAGGUGAUAUUUUACAGCAAUUGGCCCACGAUUGGCGCGAGUUGCUCGCUGGGAGCGAGGGAUUCUUGACCGACGCGAAGAGGCGGAGCCUCUACAAGCACAACGUUGUGUGGGGAGAAAUGGAUGUCAUGGGCCAUGUCAAUAAUGUCACUUACGUUCGCUACGCCGAAUCGGCCCGGGUGAAUUGGACACGCAAUAUUGGCAUGCAUAUCGAUGCGGCUAAUCGGGAGAAAUGGUUCAAUCUCCUGAACUCAAGGGGCAUUGGUUUGAUUCUUCGCAGCAUCAAGGUGGACUAUAAGUUUCCGAUGACUUUCCCCGAUAAAAUUACCGUCUAUCAAAAGCUAGUUCACAAUCCAGAUUCCGCCUUGUCCUCCCAAUCGGCCUUUCAGCUUCAAGUGAUGAUUUUAUCAGAGGCUCGUCAGCGCCCUGCAGCACGGUGUCACGAGGAUAUCGUCACUUAUGAUUACAGGAAGCAACGGAAAACUGCACAGCUACCACCAUUCAUCCUUGAACAAUUCAAGACCAUGUGGCAACUGCAAGAACAGGCCAAGAUGGAAUGGCAAAAGAAAAUUGCUGACCUUGAGAACCGGGUGCGGAAUCUCGAGCUCUCGAGCUGGGACCGAAAAGACGCCGUAGAGGAUACUGGAUCGGCAUGA
Messenger RNA from Penicillium oxalicum, 957 nucleotides. RefSeq names its product thioesterase family protein. Bases 1 to 957 code for a protein of 318 amino acids. Gene Ontology annotation, molecular function: fatty acyl-CoA hydrolase activity. Lineage: Eukaryota; Fungi; Ascomycota; Eurotiomycetes; Eurotiales; Aspergillaceae. The record is from RefSeq and is a predicted model, not a curated record. The transcript has 3 exons.